Colletes gigas is the source of this 2368-nucleotide messenger RNA. It is a transcript of the gene Psq, whose product is annotated as protein bric-a-brac 2. Gene Ontology annotation, cellular component: nucleus. The transcript has 9 exons. Bases 390 to 2258 code for a protein of 622 amino acids. Lineage: Eukaryota; Metazoa; Arthropoda; Insecta; Hymenoptera; Colletidae. Gene Ontology annotation, biological process: regulation of transcription by RNA polymerase II. Gene Ontology annotation, molecular function: protein binding; DNA binding. The record is from RefSeq and is a predicted model, not a curated record.
ACGGGCCGUCCGCCGCCAUCACGGUGCCCCCUAGUGUGCAUUUAUGUCUUUCUCUUUCUCCUUCUCCUUCCCCUUGUCCGUCUCUCUCCUUGAUUCGCUACGCCACUUCGUGCCGCGACGUUUUCACGGGCAAACCGAGAGAGUGACAGCUGCCAGUCGUCAGCGCGGUACGUGCUUUACGCGACGACUGACAAUCGUCCGUGUGUUAUCGCGUGAGUACGCGUUUCGUGAGAAUCGUUCGUAAAAUAUCAUCCCGUGCGUGGGUCGUGUACAUCGAGUGUCAUAACUAGAAGCAAAAGUGAGUGUCUACCGCGGACCUUGGCACAAAGUUGCCAAGAAUCGGCCGAACUUUUGCUCCGGCGGUGAUUCUAUUCGUGCGUCAGGUUGUCAUGGUAAGCGGCGGCAUGGCCGGGCAGCAUUACUGCCUGCGCUGGAACAACUACCAGUCGAACAUGACGUCCGUUUUCCACCAGCUCCUGCAGACGGAAGCAUUCGUGGACGUCACCCUGGCAUGCAACGAAGCUUCCCUGAAGGCGCACAAGGUGGUAUUGUCGGCGUGCAGUUCCUACUUUCAGAAGCUUUUGCUCUCGAAUCCCUGCAAGCAUCCGACCAUCAUCAUGCCGCAGGACGUUUGCUUCAACGACCUGAAAUUCAUCAUAGAGUUUGUCUACAGGGGUGAAAUCGACGUCUCGCAAGCAGAACUUCAGUCGCUGUUGAAAACGGCCGAUCAGCUGAAGAUAAAGGGCCUCUGCGAGGUGCCGGAAAGCAGGGACGGUCCGCCAUCGGUCAGCCUGAGCUCGCCACCCCGUGAACCCGGCACGCCUAGGAUAAAUUUCACCAAAUUGAAGAGGCAUCAUCCGCGAUACAAGAGAGCCAGAACCACGUUCGAACCACGGGCGACGGACUCGAGACACUACGACAGAUACAAAGAGGAGGAGUCGAACGACAAUUAUAAUCGUGAGAACAAAGAGAACCACAGGGACUGGCAGGCCGAAGAUGAAGAUUGCACGGAGGGAACGACAGCAGCAAUAGUAUUGGAAACUUGCCAGCGGAACAACAGCAACAACAACAACAACAACGGUAACGGUGCUAACAACAAUAACAACGGUGACAUGUUUUGUCAUACAGGACUCGGCCAUUACGGUCAUCAUCCGGAUCCUGGGGAGGUGGAUCUGCCCCCAGAGACCCAACCUACGCCACCCAGUGCCACCUUGGUUGGCACUACGAUCACCCAUCUGAGGGACCCGGAUCAUCAUUCUACAGAGAUUCAAACCUGUGACAGUGUGAAGAUUAAGUUCGAAACGUUGCACACGAUGGACUCGUCGGAUACCAUCGACAUCGACAGCCACAUGUCGGAUCGGGCGAGCGUCAGCUCGAAGAACGCGGCCGACAGCGACAACAUGAUGAUGAUCACGCCGGAGCUGCUCGGAUUAAUGCCCUCUGGAAGUUCCGUUCACUCCGAUUCCGGUGAAAAUAACUCGAGGGGUCAUUCCGGCCAGUCGAGUUCCCAUCACCAUGGCUCCAAGUCGUGGACGCAAGAAGACAUGGACGCCGCGUUGGAAGCGUUAAGGAAUCACAACAUGAGUCUCACGAAAGCCUCCGCUACUUUCGGUAUACCCUCGACGACGCUGUGGCAAAGGGCUCACCGGUUAGGCAUAGACACACCAAAAAAGGACGGACCAACGAAGUCGUGGAGCGACGAGAGUUUGAACAACGCGCUCGAGGCGUUGCGAACUGGAACGAUCUCGGCGAACAAAGCUUCGAAAGCGUUCGGUAUACCUUCCAGCACAUUGUACAAAAUCGCGAGGAGAGAAGGGAUCAGAUUGGCCGCGCCCUUCAACGCGAGUCCCACCACUUGGUCACCGGCCGACCUGGACCGCGCUUUGGAAGCGAUUAGGUCAGGUCAGACGUCCGUGCAGAGGGCAUCGACGGAGUUCGGUAUACCCACGGGGACGCUCUACGGUAGAUGUAAAAGGGAAGGAAUCGAACUGAGCAGGAGUAAUCCUACGCCGUGGAGCGAAGACGCUAUGACCGAAGCUCUGGAAGCCGUCAGAUUGGGGCAAAUGAGCAUCAAUCAAGCAGCUAUUCACUAUAAUCUACCCUACUCUUCGUUGUACGGUCGUUUCAAGAGGGGGAAAUACGAAGAACCCGUUGUCGGCGAAAUAUCGCAAGACGGAAGCAGUCCGCAUUUCCAUCAGAGUCCAAAUCAGAAUCAUUCGUCCGUUGUUCCGGAUCAAAUGACGUACCAAGGCAGCUGAAACUUACCCCUCUAUUAGAGCCCUAAGUUAACUUAAUCGUUGAGUUCGUCGUUCUCGCGAACGGACGCGAUAAACGAGUCCGAAAGCCGCAAAAAGCCACCGACCAAACU